UAUUCCUCUUAUAGUUUUAGAGAUUUGAAAAGAUAACGUUUAAAGCCAUGUCUAAUGAUGAAACAGACAAAGAAAGUGAAUCUGGAGGUUGGAACAUGUUUAGAUCUCCAGUGGAUUUUUCAUUUAGGGAGCUCAACACAGUUUCAGACAUGCUCUCUGAUGAGCCUAAUCCAGGCACUCGUCCACUAAAGCGUGACUCAGAGCAGAAGAUCCUCAGCGCAACGCUCAGACUCAACAACAACUUCCUUUCAGACUUGACGGGACUGAUGGACACACUCUCCGCUCUUUACGCUGAGCCCACCCGUCUGGCCUGGCUCGACCUCUCCUUCAAUGAGUUUCAACACAUCCAUCCAGUUCUCACUCAACUUAAAGAGCUACGCUUGUUGUAUCUGCAUGGAAACCGUAUUUGUAAGUUGUCCGAAGUGGAUAAACUUGCUGCGUUGCCGUUUCUCCACACUAUCACUCUGCAUGGCAACCCCAUAGUGACCGAGCGUGACUACAGAGCACAUUUGAUCGGCACCCUUCCUCAUGUGAAGAUGAUUGAUUUCAGCGCUGUCACCAAACAGGAACGGGAGUUGAAUUCAGUUUGGCAGAGGAGCAGAAACCCACAUAAAUCCAUGAGUCACAGCAAAGUGGACUGAACCUUCUCCACCCGACAUCCUGAUACGUCGAA
Messenger RNA from Sinocyclocheilus anshuiensis, 673 nucleotides. Its product is annotated as leucine-rich repeat-containing protein 51-like. The transcript has 5 exons. Gene Ontology annotation, molecular function: protein binding. Bases 48 to 641 code for a protein of 197 amino acids. The record is from RefSeq and is a predicted model, not a curated record. NCBI's taxonomy places the organism in Eukaryota, Metazoa, Chordata, Actinopteri, Cypriniformes, Cyprinidae.